This is a messenger RNA of Geodia barretti, 248 nucleotides long. The record is from the annotation of a GenBank genome assembly. NCBI's taxonomy places the organism in Eukaryota, Metazoa, Porifera, Demospongiae, Tetractinellida, Geodiidae.
AUGGGAGUGGGGGAGAAGAAAGUGCAUACCAAGGGUAAUAAUCUCUUCAGCGACUGCAGGAAUGACAUCAGGUCCAGAGACGGCCAUGUUGAGAGCUCUACCACCAGUGGAAGUACACCUCAGUCUGAAUGUCGAUGUUCCUGCCUCCACCUCAAUAGUUGCAGUUACCUCAGUGACUGGAGGAGGAGAACAAUCUCUCACUAUAUAUACACCAUGAGAGAUGGCCACUCACUGGGGUAGAGGACGUA